This is a messenger RNA of Desarmillaria tabescens, 1894 nucleotides long. RefSeq lists its product as uncharacterized. Lineage: Eukaryota; Fungi; Basidiomycota; Agaricomycetes; Agaricales; Physalacriaceae. Gene Ontology annotation, molecular function: protein binding. The record is from RefSeq and is a predicted model, not a curated record. The transcript has 4 exons. Bases 122 to 1813 code for a protein of 563 amino acids.
CAUCCUGGUAUAGUCUUGUGUUUGUACUUUGCUCUGUAUCCGACGAUCUCUUGUACUUACUGCCUAUCAGUCCCUGAUUUGUUGCUCUUCUCCCUCUCGCCUUGUAUUUUUCUUUAAUUUAAUGCUCAUUAUGAUCUUGCUUGAUCCAAGUUCACCAAUCUCCAUAAUGCUCCUGUCCGAUAUCGUCCAGCCUUUGGUCUCGCGCCUGAAAGGUUCAAAACGUUCACGUCUCAUUCAUGCUCUCCCUCCUGAAAUUCUUCUCGAGCACAUUUUCCCUCUUUUGCCUCUUCAUAAUCUUCUUGCUCUACGAUCGGUAGACAAAAGAUUCUUCUACAUCACUCAUGAUUUUGUCGUCUGGAGGCGCAUGUUCAAAAGAAGCCACCUCCCUCUCCCCCUUAUUCACCCUCCCUUUCAGUAUACUCCUGCCAGAGAUCACCAUGUCGAAAGAGCUUUUAUACGCGCGUGUUCACUGGAGAAGAACUGGAGAAUAGAACCGUGCAUCUUAAAAGCCUACAUUCUGGAGACACCCGGCGACAAAGUUCUCGAGGUAGCUCUUCUUCCUGGGGGCAAGUACCUCGUCGCAUCUAUGGCCGACGUGAAGAAUUAUCAGUACUAUCUGGCCGUUUUUGAUGCCGACGAAACGCCUGAGACUAGAAAUAAUCUGUUAGCAAAGAUCAUUUUGCCUAGCAGAGCUUAUCAACUACGGGCUAGGUUUAUGCACUACCAAGGGGAGCAACGCAUCAUAGUAUUCUAUGUUCGACGAGGCUUCCCGUCGGGGGCGUUGUACAGCCAAGAUCCGUCGACGCUGAGCUAUGAUGUCAAUGACCUUGAGCACCCUCUGUCGUACGAUUGCGUUUGUACUUCUGUGGCGCUAGGCUCCUUGGCGUACCUUUCGGAUCCUGAUAAAGACAACACUUCAACCAGUUUUCGAGAGCACGCCAAAUCGCUCCCUAGUCCUUUCCAGUGGAACAGCACCGUCUGCUUUGGCGAAAUACGGCCGGAGCGUUCUUACCUAUGUCAGUACCUCGGUGCACCCUGCGCUGCUGUGUGCCACAGAAACCGGGUCGUCGUCAUCAACUUUAACACCCAACGCACGACGCACAUCAUAUGCCCGGAUAUCGGGCCUAACCCAAGGAUGCUCGCACUCAGAAUGCUCCCUGAUCAGGCCCAUAUUCUAGUUGUGCGGGCUGAUGCUCACGGGGGUUCUAUCGAGCUCUAUCCUAUACCUCAAGUCUCUGUACAGCAUACCACAUUCCCUUUGCAGCAGCGCAUUACUCGCCUCUCGACUAGCGGAAUCGACGCCGCAUACAUCUCCGACAUGUACAUGCCCAAGAACGCCAACGGUACUCCUUGGACAAAUUCUCCUCCAUGUAUAACUCCCCCAAUCUCCAUCUACUUGACGCAUUUCGAUGGUGUUAUCGGCACAUUUAAUCUGCAGCUGCACCAAAAUAUCAAAACGGAGUCGAUGGAGUACAAUUUGUACGAGGGCACCACGCUCAGGACGGUACGGAUUCCACCUGCUGGUCGUCCCAAUGUUCUUCCUGGGGCGUAUCGCCCUGUUGUGUACUACACGGACUGGUUCGACCGCACAGAAGCGCCUAAGAUUUCGUCCUGGUGGCGGGGAUACAAUAGAGCAAACAUGGAUUACGCUGAAGGUCUUUUCAAAGCCCCUCAGGCUACCCAUUACCCACCGAGGGAAUGGGAAGCAUUAUAUUCGUUGACCCAGAAUUAUUUAAAGGAAGAGCUGGAGAACGGCGCGCAGAGCUUGUCAUGGGAUGAAGGCUCUGGGAGAAUGUGUAUUAGCUCGUUAUAAGCCGUCGGACUGGUUGUUUGGUACGUUGCUGAUUCUGGAUUUUGGGAAGUACAUGGCAUAUCAUAUCAGAAAAGAGCUCAG